Messenger RNA from Salvia miltiorrhiza (redroot sage), 1630 nucleotides. Its product is annotated as chloroplast stem-loop binding protein of 41 kDa a, chloroplastic. NCBI's taxonomy places the organism in Eukaryota, Viridiplantae, Streptophyta, Magnoliopsida, Lamiales, Lamiaceae. Bases 231 to 1445 code for a protein of 404 amino acids. Gene Ontology annotation, cellular component: cytosol. Gene Ontology annotation, biological process: rRNA processing. The record is from RefSeq and is a predicted model, not a curated record. Gene Ontology annotation, molecular function: RNA binding. The transcript is spliced from 6 exons.
GAUAAACUAUCGAUAAAGUUAUAGAAUUCGAUUAUAGACCACAUAUCUUUCACCUUCCAUCAUGAAUGAGAAAAAGACCACAAACAAAAUAGAUUUUUCAAUCAUCAAACAAAUCCCAAAUUUCUAACUGUAUGAAACUGGAUUCAAAAAAAUAAAAAUAAACAGAAAAAUCAGGUUCUUACAACGCCAAUCAUCAAGAAACCAAAGAAAAAAAGUAGUCUCAGAGCUCAAUGGCUACUGCAGUAGCUUCAACCUCUUCCUCUCUCCUCUUCUUCUCCUCUCACUCUUCUUCACCUUCAUCUUCGUCUCUCUCACCUCUCACUCGUCUCUCCUUCUCUCCAACUUCCCACCACUCCUCUCUCUCAUCAUCUCUCUCCAUUUCUCCAUCUUUUCUUGCUCUCUCCUCAAAGACUCCCAAAAGAGCAGUUUCAUCUUCAUCAUUCACCAUCAAGGCAGAGAAGAAGAAUGUGCUCAUCGUCAACACCAACAGCGGUGGCCACGCAGUCAUCGGCUUCUACUUCGCCAAGGAGCUUCUAGCCUCCGGGCAUGGCGUCACUGUCCUGACCGUGGGCGAGGAGGCCUCUGACAAGAUGAAGAAGCCGCCGUUCAACAGAUUCUCAGAAAUUGUGAGUGCUGGUGGCAAGACAGUGUGGGGGGACCCGGCGGCAAUUGGGAAGGUUCUAGAAGGUGCUGCAUUCGAUGUGGUUUUGGAUAACAAUGGCAAGGAUUUGGAUACCGUGAGGCCUGUAGCAGAUUGGAGCAAGAGCAUUGGGGUAAAGCAAUUCUUGUUCAUCAGCAGUGCUGGGAUUUACAAGCCAACAGAUGAACCUCCUCAUAUUGAAGGGGAUACUGUGAAAGGUGAUGCUGGUCAUGUUGGAGUUGAGAAAUACCUCUCAGAGACUUUGGAUAACUGGGCGUCGUUCCGCCCACAGUACAUGAUUGGGUCUGGAAACAACAAGGAUUGUGAGGAAUGGUUCUUCGACCGCAUAGUUAGAGGCAGACCUAUCCUGAUCCCUGGCUCUGGGAUGCAGUUGAGCAAUAUCUCUCACGUGAGGGACUUGUCGUCUAUGCUCACUAUGGCUGUUGAAAAGCCAGAUGCUGCCAAAGGUAACAUCUUCAACUGUGUGAGCGACCGUGCUGUGACACUCGAUGGAAUGGCAAAGCUGUGCGCUCAAGCUGCAGGACUACCCGUCGAAAUAGUGCAUUAUGACCCCAAAGCAGUGGGGGUUGAUGCAAAGAAAGCGUUUCCCUUCCGCAACAUGCAUUUCUACGCUGAGCCACGAGCUGCAAAGGCGAUUCUUGGAUGGAGUGGCACAUCAAACCUUCCAGAGGACUUGAAGGAGCGCUACCAAGAGUAUGUUAAGAUUGGCAGAGACAAGAAACAGAUUCAAUUUGAGUUAGAUGACAAGAUUCUAGCAGCACUCAAAGUACCUGUGACAGUAUGAUAACUGUUUCCCAAGCAACUGGUAAUAAUCAGCAUGGCUGUGUAUUUGGGGAAGCAAGAGGCAAUUUUUUGGAACUCUUCCAAAGAAGCAAUAACUACAAUCUCUUUGGAUAUUUUUUGUGACAAAAUGAACAUUUAUGUUCGUGAGGAACUGCGCCUUUCAGUCUAGUACUCGAUUCAAUAUCA